CAGACGUGUUGUGUGACGUGGCACGGGGGGCGGAAGAGCUUGUUUGUGUUUUGGUUCUAAGGGGAAGUUGCGAGAAGAAAGGAAGGAGGAGACGUGACGGGAUUGUUGAAAUUAUUUUUCUUGGUUUCUCCAGCAUCACCUCACGACAGUGUCCCGGGUUCCGUGUGUAAAUACCACGGCGGCGGUAUUUAAAGUUCAAAACAUCGUCUGGCUCUCAGCAGAAGUCCUGAUAGUGAGGUUUGACACACAGGACAACGGGGGAUCUGACUAGGUCAUGGCCAAUCGGGGAGGAGCAACAAGACCCAAUGGACCCAAUGCAGGGAACAAGAUCUGUCAGUUUAAGCUGGUGCUGUUGGGGGAGUCAGCUGUUGGGAAGUCCAGCUUAGUGCUUCGCUUCGUCAAGGGCCAGUUCCAUGAAUUCCAGGAAAGCACAAUAGGAGCGGCCUUUCUCACCCAGACAGUUUGUCUAGAUGACACAACAGUGAAAUUUGAAAUCUGGGACACUGCAGGUCAGGAGCGUUACCACAGUUUGGCACCCAUGUAUUACAGAGGAGCACAGGCUGCCAUUGUGGUCUAUGACAUCACAAACGAGGAGUCCUUUGCACGGGCAAAGAACUGGGUGAAGGAGCUGCAGAGACAAGCUAGCCCUAAUAUAGUCAUCGCUCUGUCAGGCAACAAAGCUGACCUGGCCAACAAGAGAGCUGUCGACUUCCAGGAUGCCCAGUCCUACGCAGAUGACAACAGCUUACUUUUCAUGGAGACGUCGGCUAAGACAUCUAUGAAUGUGAAUGAGAUAUUUAUGGCUAUUGCAAAGAGAUUGCCGAAGAGUGAGCCUCAGGCUGCAGGAGCCAGCAGUGGGCGGAACCGGGGAGUGAUCCUGACAGGACAUGACCAGCCAGGCAACGCUUCAUGCUGCAGUAACUAACGUGAAGAAUACCCCCCCCACACACACACCCCACCCCCAACCACCAACCAACCUGUAUAGCAGUAACUAAAGCGGCUGAUGCCCUGAAUGCCACUGCAGUUACUAAUGCAAUGUCUUGUACUCUUAUCUCCAAUCCUCUGAUCGGCAAAACAAGAAAAGAUGCCCUGUGCCCGGCUUUCAUUUUGCAGUAGAGAAGGCAAUGCCAUUACACUCAUCUCUCAACAUGGCUCUGACUCUUUUCCUACAUCAUGGUUCUGCUGCUACCUGGUGAAGCCUCCUAACCAUUGUUUCUUAUUUUCUGCCAUCUAGCUUGUUACAUCUAUCACUUAUUAUUGAUAGAUGAAUGGCAGCAGAUCUUAGAGAAUAUUAGUGCACCCUUCCUUCCAUCAUCUUUCUUCUAAUGUGUAGAUAUGAGUUUCAUUUAGAGGAAGUGGUCACUUCCCUUUUCUGGGAUAGCUUAAGACUUUACUACAGCAUUUCUAAAACCAGUCUUCUGUUUUUGUUCAUUUUUUGAUAAUUUUGUUAAUUAUUUUUUGUUGUAAUUUUGUCAAAAUUAUGGAUGCACAUACUUGUAUACUUACAUGGCCUAAAAUAGAAAAUCAAAAAACUGUGUUUUACUUUUGUCUGCAGUAGCACAGAAAAAAAAGUCUAUUAGAGAAGAGGAGUGUAUUCUGUGUAUUCUUAUGAAUCUGAGAAAGAGGAAGGGCAGAGGGUGGAGACAGACAGAGAGGAACCCAAAACUUUAUGCCACUCUUUUGUAACUGGGACCCUUUUAUCUGAAAGUUUAAAAACAGUAGUAGAUUGUA
Xiphias gladius (swordfish) is the source of this 1731-nucleotide messenger RNA. Its product is annotated as ras-related protein Rab-5A-like. Bases 275 to 925 code for a protein of 216 amino acids. The transcript is spliced from 6 exons. The record is from RefSeq and is a predicted model, not a curated record. Gene Ontology annotation, molecular function: GTPase activity; GTP binding. Lineage: Eukaryota; Metazoa; Chordata; Actinopteri; Istiophoriformes; Xiphiidae.